This is a messenger RNA of Penicillium taxi, 594 nucleotides long. RefSeq lists its product as uncharacterized. NCBI's taxonomy places the organism in Eukaryota, Fungi, Ascomycota, Eurotiomycetes, Eurotiales, Aspergillaceae. The record is from RefSeq and is a predicted model, not a curated record. The coding region runs from base 1 to 594 and encodes 197 amino acids. The transcript has 2 exons.
AUGGGUUCUGCUGCUUCCAAACCAGCAAAAUCUGCCGUUGGUGCAGCUUCGCGCCAAUAUCCCAAGAAGGCCGCUCCUCCGCCCAGAACACCAGCACCGGCUUCAAAAGGCAGAAAAGCUAAAGCACCUCAGGCUCCGAGUGCGCCUACACCACAAAGCCGAGCUCCAGCCUCUGCGCCCCAGGGACCUACAUACCAUUCAAAAGAGCAACCCUCAGGUACAAAAUCCAGUGCAAUUGAGCUCGAUGGCCGUGAUCCAGACUUCGCCGCCUCCCUCCGAAGUAUCGGCCCAGUCGACCCAUCCAGGAACUACAUAAACCACCGCUCAAUACAAACCGUCUUCCCCACAGAUUCCAACCCAGCACUUCUAGUCGCAAGCGCUCGCAAACGAAUUGAAAAGGCUGCACAGGAAGAAAACGCACAAAUUGGACUAGGCGCGGGCCGCCAGUACUUGGAUUCCUUCACAAUCACACAAGCGCUGUCAAUGCGUGAUCAACAGCGUUUGCCUGUUAGCGAGAUUGAGAAGUCUCUACGGCUGAAGAAGGGGACAUUGGAUAAGCUUGGGCAGCGCGGACUUUACUCUCGGGCUGUAUAG